Neoarthrinium moseri is the source of this 2079-nucleotide messenger RNA. RefSeq lists its product as uncharacterized. Gene Ontology annotation, cellular component: membrane. Gene Ontology annotation, molecular function: nucleoside diphosphate phosphatase activity. The coding region runs from base 1 to 2079 and encodes 692 amino acids. Gene Ontology annotation, biological process: nucleoside diphosphate catabolic process. The transcript is spliced from 2 exons. Lineage: Eukaryota; Fungi; Ascomycota; Sordariomycetes; Amphisphaeriales; Apiosporaceae. The record is from RefSeq and is a predicted model, not a curated record.
AUGGGGAAAUCCAAAUGGCGAUGGGGUGUCAUCUUGGACGCUGGCUCCUCCGGGACGCGUCUGCACAUAUACCGAUGGGAAGAUCCCGCCAAGGCGAUCAAGGACGCUGAUGACGACGAGCUACGCAGCUUGCCCCAGAUCAAGACCAAGAAGAAGUGGACCGAGAAGAAGCGACCGGGCAUCUCGACCUUCGGAGACAACCCAGAGGAUGUGGGCGACUACUUACAGUCUCUGGUCGAGAAGGCUGUCGAGCAGAUUCCAGAGGAGAAACACGCAGACACCCCGAUCUUCUUGAUGGCCACGGCCGGCAUGCGUCUGCUCCCACCGCUAAAGCAACGCGCCGUGCUGUCCGAGGUCUGCACCUACUUCCGCCAGAACACGCGCUUCUCGCUCCCAGACUGUGACAGGCACAUCCAGGUCAUCCCCGGCGACGUCGAGGGCCUGUACGGCUGGAUCGCCGCCAACUAUCUAUUGGGAGGGUUUGACGAUGCCGAGGGCCACGCUCACGGCAAGGGACACCACACCUACGGCUUCCUCGACAUGGGUGGCGCAUCGGCCCAGAUUGCAUUUGCUCCCAACAGCACUGAAGCCGAGAAGCACGCAGACGAUCUCAAGCUCCUCCGCAUGCGGACCAUGAACGGUGCCGCUUCGGAAUACAAGGUCUUUACCACCACCUGGCUCGGCUACGGAGUCAAUCAAGCCCGCCAGCGUUAUGUGCAGAAACUGGUCGACUCUUACCUGAUCGAGGGACAGCAUGAGGUUCCGGACCCCUGCAUGCCCAUAGGCUUGCGGACGACCGAGGACGGCGAACCCAUCAAAGGCGCUUCCGACAAACUGGAACUCGUCGGAACCGGCGAUUUCGCCGGCUGUCUCAGGAUGACCAAGCCUCUGCUCGGGAAGGAUGUACCUUGUAAGGAUGAGCCAUGUCUGCUCAACGGACAGCACGUCCCCGGCAUCGAUUUCGACGUGAACCACUUCGUCGGAGUGUCGGAGUACUGGCACACAACGCAUGGCGUGUUUGCGGAAAAGGGCGAAAAGGUGUACGAUUAUAAUACGUAUCAAAAGAAGGUGGAGGACUUCUGCUCCCAAGAGUGGAGUGAAAUCGAAGCCCUCCAAAGUCGAAAGAAGGACCAUUCGAAAGACGCGCAAGAAGCUUGCUUCAAGGCUUCGUGGCUUAUCAACGUUCUCCACGAUGGGAUAGGAAUACCGCGCGUUGGUAUAGAACAUACGCCCUCUCCGGAUAUCAACAUCACGAAGGGCAUUGGAGAAGCCGCCAAGGAGAAGGGUUUCUUGGACGCCUUCCAAGCCGUCGACAAAAUCGACGACAUUGAAGUGAGCUGGACCUUGGGACCCAUGGUGCUCUACGCUGCUGGCCAAGUGCCGCCAAUCGACGGAACAGACAAACACCCGGUGGGCUUUGGAAGCAAUGUGAAGGGCAUCCCUGACGAUUUCCAAUUUGCUGGGUCCAACUGGACAGCGCUGUCUCUGACUGGCGACGAUGAUUGGGAUGACCUAGCCGAGGAUCUGGUGGACCAUGUCAAAGCAAAGUCCAGUUCUGGAUUGCUGCUGUUUGUCUUGAUCAUUGUACUUCUUGGUUACCUCUUCCGCCGGCGUGAUAGGAGAAUGCGUCUGUACGGCAAGGUGAACUCUUUGCUCCGGCCCCAUCCUCGCCGGCCAGGCAGCCCACGCAAGGGCGGUCGUGGCCUGUCAGCGCUUACGAGUAAGCUCUUCGGUCGUAACUCUCACACCUACGAGCGAAUUAUAGAAGAAGGCGACGCAGCCCAGUUUGAACUGGGCGAGGUCGAAUCUGACGAAGGCGACCAUUCCGACAGCACGAGCGGAACACGUCAGGGACGAACAUCUGGUCUGGCCACACCUAAGCUCAAUAUGAUGGGAUCCUUUGACGAUCUCACCAAGUCAGCUCACAUCGGCAGUGCUCUGGACCGAAGCGGACUGGUGGUGCGCACAGAAAGCCGAGAACGGCUUACACCGCACUUGGGUGCAGGAAGAAGUCGAAGUCGGGCUGGUAGUCCUACGAGAUUAAAAAGCCCCUUGAUGAGUCCACUGAACGAGGACUAA